UCCUACAAGAUGUUUUGUUCAUUGAUGUAAUGUAAUUUUCUUGUUGUGUACGUUAUCGGCAUAUGUGGUACUCUUUCCUACUCCGGAGUUUUUCCCUUGUGGUUUUCUCUGGGAAGGUUUUAACGAGGCCACGCAUGACAUGCCUUUUCUUCCUCCCUUCUAGUAGAAUGAAUUCAACCUUUUCAAAAAAAAAAAAAAAAAGGCUUAUUAUCACAAAACGUUCCUAACGUUUGCGAAACUAUCAUAUUACAUUUUUAAAUUUUUUUUUAUCACUCAUUAUCCCUAACGUUAAUAUAAAUACUCUUAAAUAGUCUUUUCAUUAAAAAAAUAGUUAAAUCCCGAAUUUUAUGAGGGAUAUAAUCCUCAACUCCCUUUUACCUCUCACGCUUCAAAUAUAUUUCCUCGUGGUCAUCGUCAACAUCAUCAGACCAUUUCUACGCUUUUUCUGAGAAAUAGGGUUUUUCAAUCGUGGGAAAUUGGGCGAUAAAGCUUCUGCAAAAAUGUCUGAGAGAAGAUGGAUGAGGCAAAUGAGCGUUGGGAGACCAAGACCAAACCUACAUUUGUGCACCCAAGGGUCUUGACCAGGUGUAGAAUCUCCAUAUCCAAGCAAUUGGAGAUGGCAGCGAGGCCUACGUUACUGACUAAAAGCUUUUCUAGAUGGAUCUCAACCAUGGAGAGUACAAAUCAGAGUAGCAGAGAAGCUUCAAAGCUCAGACUGAAACGACAAGUCGUCGGCAAGUGUGAUCGCAGUAUGCUUCUAGCCACGACGACGACAUGCCGGCAGAUCGCAAAAGAUUCGUCGUCGGCCUCCAUCGGCAGAUCGCAGCCGUUGAUUUGGGCUUGGAGCGAUGGCUGUUGCGGCAAAGCUUCUCGGCAAAAGUGUCCGGAAGUGAUUUUUUUAUGGAAGUCAUGUAGGGGUUAAUGUGAUGGAACUGAAUGUGGUUGAUGAUAUAAUUGAAUGUAUUAGUUUAUUCAAUUUGUUCAAGGUAUGUUGUUUACAGUUCAAUUUGUUUAUGUUAAUCCCUUUCAUUUUCACCCCUUACCUUUAGCAAUUCCAACAAGAAAUGGAGGGAAAUGGUUCCAAAUUGGUGACGGGUCUGAGUCAUUGAAGAGGUCAAAAGGAUUGAUUUGAAUAUUAUACUCCUCAAUUUAACAGUUUUUUUAACGGAUAGAUUAUUUAAAAGCACCCAUAUUAACGUUAGGGACCAUAAGUGAUACAAAAAAACUUUAAGGAUGCAAUCUGAUAGUUUCGCAAACGUCAUGGACGUUUUGUGAUAA
Messenger RNA from Prunus persica (peach), 1278 nucleotides. RefSeq lists its product as uncharacterized. The transcript is spliced from 2 exons. NCBI's taxonomy places the organism in Eukaryota, Viridiplantae, Streptophyta, Magnoliopsida, Rosales, Rosaceae. The coding region runs from base 515 to 922 and encodes 135 amino acids. The record is from RefSeq and is a predicted model, not a curated record.